GGAAGGGCAGCAAGGCAGCAAAGCAUCAAGAACAUCGUUGGCUGAACAAUACUACACACAUACCUACACACACACCCGUCCAUCUGGAAACACGGGACUGACUGUGCAUGCCAACACUGAUUGCGUUGGUGACUGUAGGCCAGGCAGGGAGGUGCGUCUAGUGCAGUUGGAAGGAAGAGGUAAAUGGGUGGUGCUUGUGUGAAUAUCGUGGCGACCGAGUGGAGGUGUUUUGUAGGUGACUGUGUAUCAACAGAUGUGUCUGUGUCAUAAUAAAAGCACUGCGGCUGUUAAUAUGGACAGAAGCAGCUCGGUCGUAGGCUACACGCAGUAGGCGACCUGACCGGGGAGGUAGGUCUCUCUCUCUCUCUCUCUCUCUCUCUCUCUCUCUCUCUCUUUUUCUAGUGUUUCCGUAUUUAUUGUGACAUCUGUGUGGCAUUUAAAUGUCAUUUUCUGUGUAAGGAAUGGUUUAAUGUGCGUAUGUUGCAGAAUUUCAAUGUGGACCUAUGUCAGUAUAGCUACAACCUUGGAAGGUGAAAUUGUGUCAGACUCAUCUUGUAUUCUUCUGCUGUCUACUACAUGCGAAUAAUGAGUAUAUUUCAGAUGAUUCCUCUAUGAAUUCUGGAUGUAGAAUAUACUUUAUUAGGGGGAUACUCCCACUUACUGUAGGUUAACAUGUACUACAACAUAAAUACAUAAAGUUACUGGUAUUUACUAAGAAAUUCUAACAAUGGUAAUAACACAGUAAUAACUUAUGUUUUUGUUUGUUUCUUUGAUGAAUUAAAACAGCAUUUUCAUAGGAAUUGGAGUAGAAACAAUUUGACAUUUAGUCCCACAUUAAGGGCAGCAAGAUGAAUGUCUCUCUCUCUCUCUCUCUCUCGCUCUCUCUCUCUCUCUCUCUCUCUCUCUCUCUCUCUCUCUCUCUCUCUCUCUCUCUCUCUCUCUCUCUCUCUCUUUUGCUCUCUUAUACACACACACACACACACAGGAUUGUAAGUCCGGCGGCAUAGGCCCAGACCCAGGCCCAGCUUCCGCCUUCUAACAGAACACAGCCAGCCACUCUGUAUGUAUGGCAACUAUUCACCAAGCUGAGCUGGUUUUCCGUUUCUGCUUGUGUGCUGGACAAUGAGGCUUUGAUCCCUGGCUGGGAUUCAACCUAGACCUUGAUCCAUGGAGAAUGCCUACAGUAUGGUUAGAAACAGAACUCACUGUAAUGUGACAUCUGCUAUUAGUCAAAGCAAAGGCCAUUUGGUUAGUUAAGAAAAGCUUGUCUACAUCAUAAUGACGAUGUAAACACAUUUGUUGUUGUUGUAGGCUACAAGUUAGCGUUUUACUCUAGCUGACCCUCGUCCUCCUGAUUGCUGUGUCAAUGGCUGGAUCCAAACACUCCGGUGACAUUGGCAAUCUUUUCCUCCAUUUGUAUCACUUUGCAGGUUACAAUGUUUCAUCAAGAUAAUUAAAAGGUGAGGUACUUUUCAGGCAGAGAGAUGGAGGAAACGGAUAAAGCAACAUUGUGUCGCAAUGCAAAAUAACUUGAGUUUUUAUUACCGGUAAUAUUAGGUCUGUUUGUUACUGCUACCUUCCUGUUAUGGUUGUGCAGGACAGACAGACUAACAGACUGACAGACUGAUAGACUAACAGACUGACAGACAGAUGGGCAGACAGACGGACAGGCAGACAGACUGACUGACAUACUAAUAGACUGACAGACAGACGGGCAGACAGACAGACUGACGAACAGACAGACAGAAGUAGGCAGCAUUGUCAGAUGUCUUCGCCCUGCUCGCCAGUCUCCACCACAAUGCAAUGCAGAAGGGCUUCACUCCUAUGGGACAGAGAGAAAUAAUGACAGUGCAGAAAUAAAAUGUGCACAUUCAAGUGCAAGUAUCAGUGUUUUGCACGUGUGCCAUAAAUCAAUUUUAGAUAGAGGAGCACAGUAAAUUUAGAACAGUGAUGUUGGCUCUAUUGAUUUGGCUGGUAUAAAUUUGCCUGCCAAUUUAAACAGCAACUGCACUUUGUGUGGAGAAUGAGAUACUGUAGAUAGACCAAUGCAUGAUCAACAGCUUUUUAGCCACUCAUUCUGUAGUGCUAAAUCUAUUUUACUACAUAAUUCUUUAUUUUUCCUUAUAGAAUUUGAGGGCAGAGAUAUUGGCUCUGGGUUUGUCCUCUUUCACAGGGCCCAACGCCAGUUGACCUGAGCUACAGUUAGACCUUGUCGUCUUCUCUAGUCUGGAUUAGCCCAGAACAUAUGAAAUGGGUCAAUCGGCAGCAGCACCAUGAGUUUCCUGCUCUUCUAUGAAUUCUGAAAUUAAUAUUUUCCUUCUUGCGAAACCUGAAAGAUACAUUUUAUUGGUAAAAGGGAUAACACCUCUUCUCUUGUUCGUCUAUUGCAAAGACUGCAAAGAUAUCACCCAUGAUUUUGUGUUGCGCCGUAGAAGUGUUGCACCGUAGAUACCAAUCUAAAACAGCCAUGUUGCCAACGGCUACACACAGUAAUACUGCUGGAGGAAGGGGGAAAUAAUGGCUCCUCUGUUCAUUAACAGGAAGUGAUAAUCAUAUAUCUGGGGCCACAUCCAAAAUAGAGCUCUGGUCAAAAGUAGUGCACUAUUUGGGAAGCAACCUGGAAGUAGUCUCCUCUCGUCUGUUUUAAACAUGACUAAAUUAUGUGGUGACUGGCGAGGCUAUCAGCUGUUUUAAACACCACUAGAUGAUGUGGGGACUGGCGAAGCUAUCAGCUGUUUUAAACACCACUAGAUGAUGUGGGGACUGGCGAGGCUAUCAGCUGUUUUAAACACCACUAGAUGAUGUGGGGACUGGCGAAGCUAUCAGCUGUUUUAAACACCACUAGAUGAUGUGGGGACUGGCGAGGCUAUCAGCUGUUUUAAACACCACUAGAUGAUGUGGGGACUGGCGAGGCUAUUGGCUGACUGCUUGUCUUCUGUUCUCCACCAUCCUCCAGAUCAUGGAGGACAGCCCUCCACACUUCCUCCAGCAGAAGGGCUAAGAGAAGCUUCCAGGCAGCGCUGACUGACUGACUGACCGCUCUGCUCCCCCCAUGGCCAACAACAGCAGUCCAGCCCGGGGCCAGGUUCAGGGCCCCGUGGCCAACAGCAGUCCAUCCCAGCCUCAGGGCCAGGCCGGGGCUGUAGUGGAGUCCUUCUCCUCCCAGCCUGAUGUGGUGGUCUACUGCAAGCUGUGCCUUAGUGAGCACCCCUCAGUAGCAACCAGCACACUGCACACCUGUGACUGUGUCUUCUGCACCCGGGUAGGUAGACAACACAAUCCUGCCACAACUUCUCUUCUCAUAUCUGAUGCUGGGCAAGGAAAUGCCUGUAUUUUCUAUUCUCUCUCUAUUUUCACUUAACAAGACUCAGCGUUCAAGCAGGACAUACAGUAUCUAUCUGCCGAAUCAAAAAUAUAUAUUUAAUCACUGCUUUCCUGAAAUAAUUUAGUUUCUCUUUCACUUUUAUCUCUGGCAUGCAGUACUCCAGCUGACUUCCUAUUGAUUUGUGUUCAGUCAGUCUGUAUCCAUCCGCACUGAGGUGGAGGUGAUGUGCCUUGACACGGAUAGAGAGAUAUCCUGGCGUGGGGUUGGUUGGCUGGCAGGUGCUAAUCUCUGCCUGGCUGCUGGUGUCGCUCGGAGCACCAGUCUGAGUUGGUAGGCCAAGGUCAAACAUAGGGUGCAUCUCUAUGGGGCCUGGACAGUAGUGCACUAUAUAGGGAAUACGGUGCCAUUUGGAACACAGCCAUAGAGAGAUACUGUCAACACAACACUGGUUACCACUUACCAGUACUAUGCACCGAUUGACAAUACACCGCAUGCUUUCUGCAUUCUGCUGUUGCUAUGGUAGCUGAGUGAGGCUUGGCGUGACUCUUCUGACAAACAAAACAGCAGGUUUUUGCAUGAACAGGCUCGCAGGACUGCAUUUUUUUGGCUGCUUUGUCUUUAGCAUCAAAUCAUUUCUAAGAGACGAGUCUAGUUCAAGUGCUAGUUACUGUAUAUCUCAGAUACUGUCAACAUCAACAUCAAUCCAGGGCCACUUUUAGUAGGUGAACGUUGUAGAACGUUGCAGAUAAAAAUGUAAUGGUCAGAGCUGACGUGAGUCCUUACUCUACAUGUCUACAGAGAGGCAUGUUUGUUCUGAACAUUUCACAACGUUGUGCCCUGCUGAACAUGGCCCUGCUCUCUGGUUCUGUCCAUAGACAUACAGUGGGGAAAAAAAGUAUUUAGUCAGCCACCAAUUGUGCAUGUUCUCCCACUUAAAAAGAUGAGAGAGGCCUGUAAUUUUCAUCAUAGGUACACGUCAACUAUGACAGACAAAAUGAGAAAAAAAAUCCAGAAAAUCACAUUUUUUAAUGAAUUUAUUUGCAAAUUAUGGUGGAAAAUAAGUAUUUGGUCACCUACAAACAAGCAUGAUUUCUGGCCCUCACAGACCUGUAACUUCUUCUUUAAGAUGCUCCUCUGUCCUCCACUCGUUACCUGUAUUAAUGGCACCUGUUUGAACUUGUUAUCAGUAUAAAAGACACCUGUCCACAACCUCAAACAGUCACACUCCAAACUCCACUAUGGCCAAGACCAAAGAGCUGUCAAAGGACACCAGAAACAAAAUUGUAGACCUGCACCAGGCUGGGAAGACUGAAUCUGCAAUAGGUAAGCAGCUUGGUUUGAAGAAAUCAACUGUGGGAGCAAUUAUUAGGAAAUGGAAGACAUACAAGACCACUGAUAAUCUCCCUCGAUCUGGGGCUCCACACAAGAUCUCACCCCGUGGGGUCAAAAUGAUCACAAGAACGGUGAGCAAAAAUCCCAGAACCACACGGGGGGACCUAGUGAAUGACCUGCAGAGAGCUGGGACCAAAGUAACAAAGCCUACCAUCAGUAACACACUACGCCGCCAGGGACUCAAAUCCUGCAGUGCAAGACGUGUCCCCCUGCUUAAGCCAGUACAUGUCCAGGCCCGUCUGAAGUUUGCUAGAGUGCAUUUGGAUGAUCCAGAAGAGGAUUGGGAGAAUGUCAUAUGGUCAGAUGAAACCAUAAUAGAACUUUUUGGUAAAAACUCAACUCGUCGUGUUUGGAGGACAAAGAAUGCUGAGUUGCAUCCAAAGAACACCAUACCUACUGUGAAGCAUGGGGGUGGAAACAUCAUGCUUUGGGGCUGUUUUUCUGCAAAGGGACCAGGAUGACUGAUCCGUGUAAAGGAAAGAAUGAAUGGGGCCAUGUAUCGUGGGUCUUUCAGCAUGACAAUGAUCCCAAACACACCGCCCGGGCAACGAAGGAGUGGCUUCGUAAGAAGCAUUUCAAGGUCCUGGAGUGGCCUAGCCAGUCUCCAGAUCUCAACCCCAUAGAAAUUCUUUGGAGGGAGUUGAAAGUCCGUGUUGCCCAGCGACAGCCCCAAAACAUCACUGCUCUAGAGGAGAUCUGCAUGGAGGAAUGGGCCAAAAUACCAGCAACAGUGUGUGAAAACCUUGUGAAGACUUACAGAAAACGUUUGACCUGUGUCUGUCACGCCCUGGCUCUGGGGACUCUAGUAUGUUGAGCCAGGGUGUGAGUUUUCAUUUGUUUAUGUUCUAGUUGUUGUAAUUCUAUGUUGGCCAGGGUGGCUCCCAAUCAGAGACGGCUGUAGCUCGUUGUCUCUGAUUGGGAGUCAUACUUAGGUAGCCGUUAGGCAUUCAUUAUUUGUGGUUUCUUGUUCCGUGUUGGUUUGUUUAUGUAACCAGGGACGUCACGUUUCGUUUUGUUGUUUUGAUCGUGUGAUCAUUCUAAUAAAUAAAAUGUUCGCAUUCAACGCUGCGCCUUGGUCCUCCUCUAUGAAUGACGAUCGUGACAGUGUCAUUGCCAACAAAGGGUAGAUAACAAAGUAUUGAGAAACUUUUGUUAUUGACCAAAUACUUAUUUUCCACCAUAAUUUGCAAAUAAAUUCAUUAAAAAUCCUACAAUGUGAUUUUCUGGAUUUUUUUCUUCUCAUUUUGUCUGUCAUAGUUGACGUGUACCUAUGAUGAAAAUUACAGGCCUCUCUCAUCUUUUUAAGUGGGAGAACUUGCACAAUUGGUGGCUGACUAAAUACUUUUUUCCCCCACUGUACAUGUAUUUGUAAGUCGCUCUGGAUAAGAGCGUCUGCUAAAUGAUGUAAAUGUAAAUAUAAAUGUAUUCACAUCUGUGUUUAUGUCAUUGGUUGUCUGUCCCCUCAGUGUCUGCAGCAGUAUGUUCAGCUGGCCAUCCGGGAGGGUGGGGGCAGCCCAGUCACAUGUCCAGACAUGGCCUGUCAGAGGACGGGAGUCCUGCUCCACUCAGAGGUACUAGGCUUAUACUGGAUGUUAUGCUGUGGCUACGUCCCAAAUGGCACCCUAUUCCCUUUGUAGUGCACUACCUUUGACCAGGGCCCAUAGGGAAUUAUAUAGGGAAUAAGGUGCCAUUUGGGACACAUUCAUUGUCUGUUCAAAGAACCACUGGUACACAUCAAUGUUUAGACCAUUUGACUAUUACACUGCUACAUUGCUAUUACACUCAUAUGUAUUUGCCUGUUAACACUAGUAGGGUUGGGUACCGUUGGGUAAGAUGAAUUUGCCAACCCUUUCUACAUCUUACAUCAUGCCACCACACCUUGAACUUGCAAAUGUCAUUGUCAAGUGUAAAUGGUAAAUAGCCUACAGCACAGGCCAAUGUAGUGUUGCAAUCAGGUCAGGGAGUUUGGUAAUCAACACCUCUUCUCUUGAAAUGAUUAUCCCUGCGUUAAAUUCUGCAUUGCUAUAGAAUGCAAUACAUUUAAUUUCUGUGGAAUGCAUUACAUUGAAGCCUGGUCUCAGAUCUGUUUGUGACAAUGACCAUAGAAGUUGGCUAUAUAGCACAAACUGAUCUGGGACCAGGCUGGUCCUCCUGUGAUUUUAAGGCAAUAUCACAGACGUGAGCCAUUCUGUUUUUUUUUGUGUGUUGUUUUGCAGAUAGCCUGUUUUGCCCCUGCGGAUCAGGUGGAGCUGUACCAGCGGCUGGAGUUUGAACAAGGUACGGUACCGUUCAUUAGCAUUAGCAUGCUGGUGAGUUGACUGGUGACGGCGCUCAUGGCAACCAGGCUAUUUCAGGUCUGGGCCAUCUGGUAACAGUGAGCUGAGCUGUCCUGAGCCCGCCUCUAGCAUCGACAUGCCUGACAUAUUGUGGGAUUAUUGUACCGAGAGAGACUCCCUCUAGUCCUUAUCUUGACUCCCUCCCUCCCACCCCGUCCCAGUCCAGCUGAAAGGUUAUUGUAACUUUAGUAGCUACUAGACGGUCGGUCGAGCUACCAGAUUAGCAUAAGGCGAUUUAUAAAUAGCAGUCUAAGAAUUACUGGAAAUUAUGAAGUUGUUAUUGUUCUGUCUGUCCACAGUUUCUGUUGGUGAACACAUAUGGUUCGUUGUUGGCUUUUGUUUAGAGGCAAAGUAAUUUCUGAGAAUGUGAAGAGAAGAAAACAGUGUAGAAAAGGUCUCAGCUGGUUUGACAUUUACAAAUUGGAAUCUGAGGUUGGUUGGUUUGCCUUGAGGCAACAACACACUAAAACCAAUAUUAGUCACCGUUCAGUCAUAAAUCAAAUACCAUAAAAAAUUGGAUCUAGGAAAAGUCUAACAAAGUGCACCAAAUAUUUUAUUAUGGUGCUCCCCUUAUAAAGGACAACAUGGAAUGUGCCUUUGUUACGAAAGCAGUUAGAAACCCCACUGAAAACCCUGCCCUGGCACAUCUAGGAAAGGCAGGCCUACAGUGCUUUCAGAAAGUAUUCACACCUCUUGACUUUUUACAAGGUGGGAUUAAUAUGGAUUUAAUUGUCAUUUUUUGUCAACGAUCUACACAAAAUACUCUGUAAUGUCAAAGUGGAAGAAAAAUUCAAACAUUUGUAAAAAAAUUAAUAUAUAUAUAUUAAAAAUAAAAUAAACUAAUAUAUAUAUACAGUGGGGAAAAAAAGUAUUUAGUCAGCCACCAAUUGUGCAAGUUCUUCCACUUAAAAAGAUGAGAGAGGCCUGUAAUUUUUAUCAUAGGUACACGUCAACUAUGACAGACAAAAUGAGCAAAAAAAAUCCAGAAAAUCACAUUGUAGGAUUUUUUAUGAAUUUAUUUGCAAAUUAUGGUGGAAAAUAAGUAUUUGGUCAAUAACAAAAGUUUCUCAAUACUUUGUUAUAUACCCUUUGUCGGCAAUGACACAGGUCAAACGUUUUCUGUAAGUCUUCACAAGGUUUUCACACACUGUUGCUGGUAUUUUGGCCCAUUCCUCCAUGCAGAUCUCCUCUAGAGCAGUGAUGUUUUGGGGCUGUCACUGGGCAACACAGACUUUCAACUCCAUCCAAAGAUUUUCUAUGGGGUUGAGAUCUGGAGACUGGCUAGGCCACUCCAGGACCUUGAAAUGCUUCUUACGAAGCCACUCCUUCGUUGCCCGGGCGGUGUGUUUGGGAUCAUUGUUAUGCUGAAAGACCCAGCCACGUUUCAUCUUCAAUGCCCUUGCUGAUGGAAGGAGGUUUUCACUCAAAAUCUCACGAUACAUGGCCCCAUUCAUUCUUUCCUUUACACGGAUCAGUCAUCCUGGUCCCUUUGCAGAAAAACAGCCCCAAAGCAUGAUGUUUCCACCCCCAUGCUUCACAGUAGGUAUGGUGUUCUUUUGAUGCAACUCAGCAUUCUUUGUCCUCCAAACACGACGAGUUGAGUUUUUACCAAAAAGUUCUAUUUUGGUUUCAUCUGACCAUAUGACAUUCUCCCAAUCCUCUUCUGGAUCAUCCAAAUGCACUCUAGCAAACUUCAGACGGGCCUGGACAUGUACUGGCUUAAGCAGGGGGACACGUCUUGCACUGCAGGAUUUGAGUCCCUGGCGGCGUAGUGUGUUACUGAUGGUAGGCUUUGUUACUUUGGUCCCAGCUCUCUGCAGGUCAUUCACUAGGUCCCCCCGUGUGGUUCUGUGAUUUUUGCUCACCGUUCUUGUGAUCAUUUUGACCUCACGGUGUGAGAUCUUGCGUGGAGCCCCAGAUCGAGGGCGAUUAUCAGUGGUCUUGUAUGUCUUCCAUUUCCUAAUAAUUGCUCCCACAGUUGAUUUCUUCAAACCAAUUUGCUUACCUAUUGCAGAUUCAGCCUUCCCAGCCUGGUGCAGGUUUACAAUUUUGUUUCUGGUGUCCUUUGACAGCUCUUUGGUCUUUGCCAAAGUGGAGUUUGAAGUGUGACUGUUUGAGGUUGUGGACAGGUGUCUUUUAUACUGAUAACAAGUUCAAACAGGUGCCAUUAAUACAGGUAACGAGUGGAGGACAGAGGAGCCUCAUAAAUAAGAAGUUACAGGUCUGUGAGAGCCAGAAAUCUUGCUUGUUUGUAGGUGACCAAAUACUUAUUUUCCACCAUAAUUUGCAAAUAAAUUCAUCAAAAAUCCUACAAUGUGAUUUUCUGGAUUUUUUUUUCUUAAUUUGUCUGUCAUAGUUGAUGUGUACCUAUGAUGAAAAUUACAGGCCUCCCUCAUCUUUUUAAGUGGGAGAACUUGCACAAUUGGUGGCUGACUAAAUACUUUUUUUCCCCACUGUAUAUAUAUAUAUAUAUAUAUAUAUAUAUAUAUAUAUAUAUAAGUAUUCAACCCCCUUAGUCAAUACAUGUUAGAAUCACCUUUGGUGUCGAUUACAGCUGUGAGACUUUCUGGGUAAGUCUCUAAAAGCUUUGCACACCUGGAUUGUACAAUAUUUGCACAUUAUUAUUUUAAAAAUUCUUCAAGCUCUGUCAAGUUGGUUGUUUAUCAUUGCUAGGCAGCCAUUUUCAAGUCUUGCCAUAGAUUUUCAAGCCAAUUUAAGUCAAAACUGUAACUAGGCCAUUCAGGAACAUUCAGUGUCGUGUAUUUUGUAUAUUUGGCCUUGUGUUUUAGGUUAUUGUCCUGCUGAAAGGUGAAUUUGUCUCCCAGUGUCUGUUGGAAAGCAGACUGAACCAGGUUUUCCUCUAAGAUUUUGCCUGUGCUUAGCUCUAUUCCGUUUAUUUUUAUCCUAAAAAAAUCCCUAGUCCUUGCCGAUGACAAGCAUACCCAUAACAUGAUGCAGCCACCACCAUGCUUGAAAAUAUGAAGAGUGGUACUCAGUGAUGUGUUGUGUUGAAUUUGCCCUAAACAUAAUGCUUCCUAUACAGGACAUAAAGUUCAUUUCUUUGCCAUAUUUAGUGCCUUAUUGCAAACAGGAUGCAUGUUUUGGAAUAUUUGUAUUCUGUACAGGCUUCCUUCUUUCACUCUGUCAUUUAAGUUAGUAUUGUAGAGUAACUACACUGUUGUUGAUCCAUCUUCAGUUUUCUCCUAUCACAGCCAUUAAACUGUAACUGUUUUAAAGUCACCAUUGGCCUCAUGGUGAAAUCCCUGAGCGGUUUCCUUCCUCUCCGGCAACUGAGUUAGGAAGGUGCCUGUACAGUGGGGGAAAAAAGUAUUUAGUCAGCCACCAAUUGUGCAAGUUCUCCCACUUAAAAAGAUGAGAGAGGCCUGUAAUUUUCAUCAUAGGUACACGUCAACUAUGACAGACAAAAUGAGAAAAAAAAUCCAGAAAAUCACAUUGUAGGUUUUUAAUGAAUUUAUUUGCAAAUUAUGGUGGAAAAUAAGUAUUUGGUCAAUAACAAACGUUUCUCAAUACUUUGUUAUAUACCCUUUGUUGGCAAUGACACAGGUCAAACGUUUUCUGUAAGUCUUCACAAGGUUUUCACACACUGUUGCUGGUAUUUUGGCCCAUUCCUCCAUGCAGAUCUCCUCUAGAGCAGUGAUGUUUUGGUGCUGUCGCUGGGCAACACGGACUUUCAACUCUCUCCAAAUAUUUUUUAUGGGGUUGAGAUCUGGAGACUGGCUAGGCCACUCCAGGACCUUGAAAUGCUUCUUACGAAGCCACUCCUUCGUUGCCCGGGCGGUGUGUUUGGGAUCAUUGUUAUGCUGAAAGACCCAGCCACGUUUCAUCUUCAAUGCCCUUGCUGAUGGAAGGAGGUUUUCACUCAAAAUCUCACGAUACAUGGCCCCAUUCAUUCUUUCCUUUACACGGAUCAGUCAUCCUGGUCCCUUUGCAGAAAAACAGCCCCAAAGCAUGAUGUUUCCACCCCCAUGCUUCACAGUAGGUAUGGUGUUCUUUUGAUGCAACUCAGCAUUCUUUGUCCUCCAAACACGACGAGUUGAGUUUUUACCAAAAAGUUCUAUUUUGGUUUCAUCUGACCAUAUGACAUUCUCCCAAUCCUCUUCUGGAUCAUCCAAAUGCACUCUAGCAAACUUCAGACGGGCCUGGACAUGUACUGGCUUAAGCAGGGGGACACGUCUUGCACUGCAGGAUUUGAGUCCCUGGCGGCGUAGUGUGUUACUGAUGGUAGGCUUUGUUACUUUGGUCCCAGUUCUCCGCAGGUCAUUCACUAGGUCCCCCCGUGUGGUUCUGGGAUUUUUGCUCACCGUUCUUGUGAUCAUUUUGACCCCACGGGGUGAGAUCUUGCGUGCUGCCCCAGAUCGAGGGAGAUUAUCAGUGGUCUUGUAUGUCUUCCAUUUCCUAAUAAUUGCUCCCACAGUUGAUUUCUUCAAACCAAGCUGCUUACCUAUUGCAGAUUCAGUCUUCCCAGCCUGGUGCAGGUCUACAAUUUUGUUUCUGGUGUCCUUUGACAGCUCUUUGGUCUUGGCCAUAGUGGAGUUUGGAGUGUGACUGUUUGAGGUUGUGGACAGGUGUCUUUUAUACUGAUAACAAGUUCAAACAGGUGCCAUUAAUACAGGUAACGAGUGGAGGACAGAGGAGCCUCUUAAACAAGAAGUUACAGGUCUGUGAGAGCCAGAAAUCUUGCUUGUUUGUAGGUGACCAAAUACUUAUUUUCCACCAUAAUUUGCAAAUAAAUUAAUAAAAAAUCCUACAAUGUGAUUUUCUGGAUGUUUUCUCCUCAAUUUGUCUGUCAUAGUUGACGUGUACCUAUGAUGAAAAUUACAGGCCUCUCUCAUCUUUUUAAGUGGGAGAACUUGCACAAUUGGUGGCUGACUAAAUACUUUUUUCCCCCACUGUAUCUUUGUAGAUCUGGGUGUACUGAUACACCAUCCAAAGUGUAAUUAAUAACUUCACCAUGCUCAAAGGGAUAUUCAAUGUCUGAUUGUUUUUGUAUAGUCGUGGUCAAAAGUUUUGAGAAUGACACAAAUACUAAUUUUCACAAAGUCUACUGCCUCAGUUUUGAUGAUGGCAAUUUGCAUAUACUCCAGAAUGUUAUGAAGAGUGAUCAGAUGAAUUGCAAUUAAUUGCAAAGUCCCUCUUUGCCAUGAAAAUGAACUUAAUCCCCAAAAAACAUUUCCACUGCAUUUCAGCCCUGCCACAAAAGGACCAGCUGCCAUCAUGUCAGUGAUUCUCUCGUUAACACAGGUGAGAGUGUUGACGAGGACAAGGCUGGAGAUCACUCUGCCAUGCUGAUUGAGUUAGAAUAACAGACUGGAAGCUUUAAAAGGAGGGUGGUACUUGAAAUCAUUGUUCUUCCUCUGUUAACCAUGGUUACCUGCAAGGAAACACAAUGCCGAAAAUGAUGACAUGGCUUUAGAAGCUUCUGAUAGGCUAAUUGACAUCAUUUGAGUCAAUUGGAGGUGUACCUGUGGAUGUAUUUCAAGGCCUACCUUCAAACUCAGUGCCUCUUUGCUUGACAUCAUGGGAAAAUCAAAAGAAAUCAGCCAAGACCUCCGAAAAAAAAUGGUAGACCUCCACAAGUCUGAUUCAUCCUUGGGAGCAAUUUCCAAAUGCCUGAAGGUACCACGUUCAUCUGUACAAACAAUAGUACGCAAGUAUAAACACCAUGGGACCACUCAGCCGUCAUACCGCUCAGGAAGGUGAUGCGUUCUGUCUCCUAGAGAUGAACGUACUCUGGUGUGAAAAGUGCAAAUAAAUCCCAGAACAACAGCAAAGGACCUUGUGAAGAUUCUGGAGGAAACAGGUACAAAAGUAUCUAUAUCCACAGUAAAACGAGUCCUAUAUCGACAUAACCUGAAAGGCCGCUCAGCAAGGAAGAAGCCACUGACCAAGACCGCCAUAAAAAAGCCAGACUACGGUUUGCAACUGCACAUGGGGACAAAGAUAGUACUUUUUGGAGAAAUAUCCUCUGGUCUGAUGAAACAAAAAUAGAAUUGUUUGCCCAUAAUGACCAUCGUUAUGUUUGGAGGAAGAAGGGGGUAGCUUGCAAGGCGAAGAACACCAUCCCAACCGUGAAGAACGGGGGUGGCAGCAUCAUGUUGUGGGUGUGCUUUGAUGCAGGAGGGACUGGUGCACUUCACAAAAUAGAUGGCAUCAUGAGGAAGGAAAAUUAUGUGGAUAUAUUGAAGCAACAUAUCAAGACAUCAGUCAGGAAGUUAAAGCUUGGUCGCAAAUGGGUCUUCCAAAUGGACAAUGACCCCAAGCAUACUUCCAAAGUUGUGGCAAAAUGGCUUAAGGACAACAAAGUCAAGGUAUUGGAGUGGCCAUCACAAAGCCCUGACCUCAAUCCUAUAGAAAAUGUAUGGGCAGAACUGAAAAAGCGUGUGUGAGCAAGGAGGCCUACAAACCUGACUCAGUUACACCAGUUCUGUCAGGAGGAAUGGGCCAAAAUUCACCCAAAUUAUUGUGGAAAGCUUGUGGAAGGCUACCCGAAACGUUUGACCCAAGUUAAACAAUUUAAAGGCAAUGCUACCAAAUACUAAUUGAGUGUAUGUAAACUUCUGACCCACUGGGAAUGUGAUGAAAGAAAUAAAAGCUGAAAUAAAUAAUUCUCUCUACUAUUAUUUUGACAUUUCACAUUCUUAAAAUAAAGUGGUUAUCCUAACUGACCUAAAACAGGGAAUGUUUACUAGGAUUAAAUGUCAGGAAUUGUGAAAAACUGAGUUUAAAUGUAUUUGGCUAAGGUGUAUGUAAACUUCCGACUUCAACUGUAAAUCAACCAUUUAUCGGAUCAUCAAGAACUUCAAUUGUUGUGAAGAAGGCGUCAGGGCGCCCAAGAAAGUCCAGCAAGCGCCAGGACCGUCUCCUAAAGUUGAUUCAACUGCGGGAUCGGGGCACCACAAGUGCAGAGCUUGCUCAGGAAUGGCAGUAGGCAGGUGUGAGUGCAUCUGCACGCACAGUGAGGCAAAUACUUUUGGAGGAUGGCCUGGUGUCAAGAAGGGCAGCAAAGAAGCCACUUCUCUCCAGGAAAAACAUCAGGGACAGACUGAUAUUCUUCAAAAGGUACAGGGAUUGGACUGCUGAGGACUGGGGUAAAGUCAUUUUCUCUGAUUAAUCCCCUUUCCGAUUGUUUGGGGCAUCCGGAAAACACCUUGUCCGGAGAAGACAAGGUGAGCGCUACCAUCAGUCCUGUGUCAUGCCAACAGUAAAGCAUCCUGAGACCAUUCAUGUGUGGGGUUGCUUCUCAGCCAAGGGAGUGGGCUCACUCACAAUUUUGCCUAAGAACACAGCCAUGAAUAAAGAAUGGUACCAACACAUCCUCCAAGAGCAACUUCUCCCAACCAUCCAAGAACAGUUUGGUGACGACCAAUGCCUUUUCCAGCAUGAUGGAGCACCUUGCCAUAAGGCAAAAGUGAUAACUAAGUGGCUCGGGGAACAAAACAUCAAUAUUUUGGGUCCAUGGCCAGGAAACUCCCCAGACCUUAAUCCCAUUGAGAACUUGUGGUCGAUCCUCAAGAGGCGGGUGGACAAACAAAAACCCACAAAUUCUGACAUACUCCAAGCAUUGAUUAUGCAAGAAUGGGCUGCCAUCAGUCAGGAUGUGGCCCAGAAGUUAAUUGACAGCAUGCCAGGGCGGAUUGCAGAGGUCUUGAAAAAGAAGGGUCAACACUGCAAAUAUUGACUAUUUUCAUAAACUUAAUGUAAUUGUCAAUAAAAGCCUUUGACACUUAUGGAAUGCUUGUAAUUAUACUUCAGUAUACCAUAGUAACAUCUGACAAAAAUAUCUCAUAACACUGAAGCAGCGAACUUUGUGAAGACCAAUACUUGUGUCAUUCUCAAAACUUUUGACCACGACUGUACAUAUUUUUUUUUACCUAUUCACUGCUCGACUGAGGGACCUUACAGAUAAUUGUAUGUGUAAGGUACAGAGAUGAGGUAGUCAUUCAAAAAUCAUGUUAAACACUAUUAUUGCACACAGUGAGUCCAUGCAACUUAUGUGACUUGUUAAGCAAAUGUUUACUCCUGAACUUGUUUAGGUUUACCAUAACAAAUAGGUUGAAUACUUAUUGACGCAAGAUGUUUCAGCUUUUCAUUUUUAAAUUAAUUUGUACACAUUUCUAAAAACAAUAUUCUACUUUGGGGGUGUGGAGGCCAGCGACACAAAAUCUCAAUUCAACCAAUUUUAAAUGCAGGCAGUAACACAACAAAAUGUAGAAAAAGUCAAGGUUGUGAAUUCUUUCUGAAGGCACUGUAUCUAGGAUCCUCUACCCUCUAUAUCUAAUACCUUGCUUUGGGUGUCAUUCUAUAGACAUACAUACAGGUAACUGCCAAAAUAAAAUAAAGCUUCUUAAUAGGACGUUGGGCCACCACGAGCUGCCAGAACAUGGCAUAGAUUCUACAAGUGUCUGGAACUAUUGGAGGGAUGCGACACCAUUCUUCAAUGAGAAAUUCAAUAAUUUGGUGUUUUGUUGAUGGUGGUGGAAAGCUCUGUCUCAGACGCCACUCCAGAAUCUCUCAUGAGUGUUCAAUUAGGUUGAGAUCUGCUAACUGAGACACACACGCCACACACAGACACACACACACAGACACACACACACACACACACAAAUCCCCUAUGCUCUUUUGAGACCCCUCUUUCAAAGUCAUUGAGAUUUCCUCUAGCCAUGGUAGCCAAAAUAAUGGGCAACUGGGCAUGAUGGAAUGUUAAGUGCUUAAUUAACUCAGGAACCACACCUGUGUGGAAGCACCUGCUUUCAAUAUACUAUAUAUCCCUCAUUUACUCAAGUGUUUCCUUUAUUUUGGCAGUUACCUGUAUAUGUAUAUACAUGUGUUUAUAUACAUCAUUGGUUUGUUAUGUUUCAGGGGUGCAGCUGGACCCUAGUAGAGCAUGGUGCCCGGUGCUGGAGUGCCAGGCUGUCUGCAGCGUCGGGCCCAGCUCAGAGGGCCAGCCUACGUCCGUGCCCUGUCCAGCCUGCCACACUGUCUUCUGCUCUGGCUGUAGAGGGCCCUGGCAGGACGGGCACGCCUGCCCCGAGCACCAGCCUAUGACAUCAUCAUCACCUGACUCAGAGAGCAGGUCAGUCAGUCACAGUCAGUGUAAAAAAUAUUGUAACAAAAAAAAACGAAUGAAGGCAGAUUGAAGCCGCUUAUGUGUUGGCAGUAGAGUUGUUAGUCAUUUUGGAAAUAAGUAAAAUCAACAAUUUGGUAAGAGUUUCUUGCCUUUUAGACAAGUUAACUACAACCUGUGCCAUUUUUUGUGUGCCACAGACAGUGUGCUCCCAGUGUCCCGCUAUAUCUGCUGCAUACAGUAUUCCACCCCUUCCACCCUUCACUGUUGUCAGUGUGUGUGUGUGUGUGUGUGUGUGUGUAUGUGUGCAUGUGUGUGUGUGUUAUUGGAAGGUGUGGAGGAAAGCAUAAUGGAAUACCAUUGUGUCCCUGCCAAAGGGGAGGAGUAGGGGAGUCAGUCAGUAAAUCCAUUUCUGUUGCUUUGACAACGCGAAGUGCCUCAUGUACUGGAGGAAAUGUCCUUGAAUCGAUGGGUUUAUUCUACUAAAGUAUAACAACAUCAGACGAGACUAGAAAGUCUUUUAAAAUCUUAGAGUUGAGCCCCACAGUAUGAGAGACAGAAUGCCAGUUUGAUAUUGUUUUGGGGGAUUAACAAUAUUUGUCCAUUUAGUAAUACAAUGCAGUUCAUUCAAUCCCUCCUGAUCAUGGUAUUCAGUCAACUGGUUCCCUCGUAGUUUCUUCUCCCCAAAUAAAUUCAGUUAAGCAGCCAAUUAACAUGAGUGUUAAAUAAAGAUGACAGUCUGUGCCUCAGCUCCCAUGCUUUAACCCUGCCAACACCAUAGAAUUAUAUAUACACUAUAAUGUAUAGACAUUAUUAACAUUAUUAUUCUAAUUCUCUGUCUGAACCCUCUCUCCCCCACCACCUCUCCCACACUUCUCCCUCACAUCCCUCUCCACCUCUCCCCUCCCCUCUCCCCCUUUCUUUCCCCACCUCUCCCCCACCUCUGCACCCCUCACCCACCUGUCCUCAGGGGCCGGUCAUGCAGUGACUCUGAUCUACCCAUCAAGCCGUGCCCCAUGUGUGGCGUGUACAUCGAGAGGAACCAGGGCUGUGCCCAGAUGCUGUGUAAGAGCUGCAAACACACUUUCUGCUGGUACUGUCUGCAGAACCUGGAUGUAAGUCCAUAUGCAGUUAUAAAUGCUUCAAUAAGUCUGAACCUGAGUGUUGUAUGUUUAUGGUGAUACUGUAUCCCUCUGUUAAGGUGAUAUAUUUCUGAGGCACUAUGAUAACUGUUGUUAUAUGUUUAGGAUGAUAUAUUUCUGAGGCACCAUAAUAACUGUUGUUAUAUGUUUAGGGUGAUAUAUUCAUGAGGCACUAUGAUAACUGUUGUUAUAUGUUUAGGGUGAUAUAUUUUUGAGGCACUAUGAUAACUGUUGUAAUAUGUUUAGGGUGAUAUAUUUCUGAGGCACUAUGAUAACUGUUGUUAUAUGUUUAUAGUGAUAUAUUUCUGAGGCACUAUGAUAACUGUUGUUAUAUGUUUAGGGUGAUAUAUUUCUGAGGCACUAUGAUAACUGUUGUUAUAUGUUUAGGGUGAUAUAUUUCUGAGGCACUAUGAUAAGGGGCCAUGCAGGAACAAGCUGGGCCACUCCCGAGCCUCCGUCAUGUGGAACAGAACACAGGUGAGGUGACUCUUCUUAUUAUACACCCUAGUAACCCAGGAAACCUGUGUUUUGCUCUAUCAACUUUUCUUGUAUGCCUGAAUCAACAGUCAUUGGCCUGACAUUUUGUACGUGACAUUCACAUUUAUUGGCCCCCUGCUAAACACCCUGUGUGUGUGUGUGUGUGUGUGUGUGUGUGUGUGUGUGUGUGUGUGUGUGUGUGUGUGUGUGUGUGUGUGUGUGUGUGUGUGUGUGUGUGUGUGUGUGUGUGUGUGCGCGUGCGUGUGCGUGUGAACCCUUUCCUCUUGGCAGGUGGUGGGCAUCCUGGUUGGCGUCAGUGUCAUCGUGCUGGUGGCCUCGCCUCUCCUCCUGCUGGCUUCGCCCUGCAUCCUGUGCUGCCUGUGCAAGCCCUGCCGAGGCAACAAGAAGAGGAGGAGGAAGAAAGAGGUUACACAGACAGACAUACAGCCAGAACCCAGCCCCACCAAGUCAUAAAGACAGACUGCUUCUACUUAGUCUCACCACGGUCUGGGAAUGGAUCCAUUCAGUCAAUUCAGGAACUGAUUUUAAUUAAUGAAUGGAAAAAUCUUCAUUGAAAAGAAUGGCUUAAUGUUCAACUAAUUCAUUGAAUUUGAAAGAAUGUAUUGAACUGACAGAAUUGAAAACUGGCUAGUACCCCGAUUCCCACCGUCUCACACACACAUACAGUACAUGACCACUGUCUACCACCCUCAUGUGCCAAACGUCACGAUGCCAAACCAGUCUUGUUAGGUGCACAAGUGCCUCCAUCCUACAGUGCCUGGUAUUUGGUGAUAUUUGUUUUGCCUUCCAUUAUAUUAUGCAAAAAUGUGUGUUGUUUAUGAAAUGAACAACUGUAAGUAACAUAGGAAAAA
Molecule: messenger RNA, 18629 nt
Organism: Coregonus sp. 'balchen'
Lineage: Eukaryota; Metazoa; Chordata; Actinopteri; Salmoniformes; Salmonidae
Source: the annotation of a GenBank genome assembly